This is a messenger RNA of Xyrauchen texanus (razorback sucker), 6943 nucleotides long. RefSeq names its product guanine nucleotide-binding protein G(o) subunit alpha. Gene Ontology annotation, biological process: adenylate cyclase-modulating G protein-coupled receptor signaling pathway; G protein-coupled dopamine receptor signaling pathway. Gene Ontology annotation, cellular component: heterotrimeric G-protein complex. The coding region runs from base 408 to 1472 and encodes 354 amino acids. The record is from RefSeq and is a predicted model, not a curated record. Gene Ontology annotation, molecular function: GTPase activity; G-protein beta/gamma-subunit complex binding; GTP binding. The transcript is spliced from 8 exons. Lineage: Eukaryota; Metazoa; Chordata; Actinopteri; Cypriniformes; Catostomidae.
UUGUGAGCACGCUAACGAUGCCAGCGCUCGCAGUCGCCGCCGCCGCCCAGUAGAGAGAACCCCCCCACCCCCAGCCCGAGGACCGAGGACCGUGCACCGAGCAACACGAACCCGCUACAGAGACCGAUAGCGCGCGCGCAAGAGACUGAGACAGACUUAUGUUCUAACCGAACGUUGUCUUUUGCGGGAUUUAAUGCUCUAGCUAGUCGCCGAAAGGGGAGAGAGAGAGAGAGAGAGAGAGAGAGAGAGAGAGUGAGAGAGAGAGUGUUUGUGUGUGUGUGUGUGUGAGAGAGAGAGGGACAGCCUUAGAGAGGGAUAAGGAAGAAAUACCGAGGAAAAAGAGGAUUGCUCGCUAUUUCUCACCCUGACUAUUUUGGAGAUAAAGAAGAGCCGAGGUUCAUCUAGCCAUGGGAUGUACACUGAGCGCAGAGGAGAGAGCGGCUCUGGACAGGAGCAAAGCCAUAGAGAAAAACCUCAAAGAAGACGGAGUCACUGCUGCUAAGGAUGUGAAAUUGCUCCUGCUAGGGGCUGGGGAAUCUGGGAAAAGUACCAUCGUGAAACAGAUGAAGAUUAUACAUGAGGAUGGUUUCUCUGGUGAUGAUGUGAAGCAGUACAAGCCAGUGGUCUACAGCAACACCAUCCAAUCCCUGGCUGCUAUCGUUCGUGCCAUGGACACACUGGGGCUUGAGUACGGAGACAAGGAGCGCAAAGCUGAUGCGAAGAUGGUGUGUGAUGUCGUGAGCCGUAUGGAAGAUACUGAGCCCUACUCCCCGGAACUGUUGUCUGCCAUGAUCCGAUUGUGGUCUGACUCAGGCAUCCAGGAAUGCUUCAGUCGUGCCCGCGAGUACCAACUCAACGACUCCGCCCAAUAUUACUUAGACAGUUUAGAUCGGAUCGGUGCUGCAGACUACCAGCCCACAGAGCAGGACAUUCUGCGAACUCGAGUGAAGACCACCGGGAUUGUAGAAACCCACUUCACAUUUAAGAACCUGCACUUCAGGUUGUUUGAUGUGGGAGGUCAGAGGUCGGAGAGGAAGAAAUGGAUCCACUGCUUUGAGGAUGUCACCGCCAUCAUCUUCUGUGUGGCUCUGAGUGGAUACGACCAGGUGCUCCAUGAAGACGAGACCACGAACCGCAUGUUUGAAUCCUUGAAGCUGUUUGACAGCAUCUGCAACAACAAAUGGUUCACAAAUACCUCCAUCAUUCUCUUUCUCAACAAAAAGGACAUAUUUGAGGAGAAAAUUAAGAAAUCCCCCCUAAGUAUCUGCUUCCCAGAGUACACAGGUUCAGACACGUUUGUGGAAACGGUGGACUACAUUCAAUCCCAAUUCGAGAGUAAGAACAAGUCAGUUGAAAAGGAGAUCUACUCGCACAUCACCUGUGCUACAGACACCAACAACAUUCAAUUUGUCUUCGACGAUGUCACCAAUGUUAUCAUCGCCAACAACCUGCGCUUCUGUGGUCUUUACUAAUUAACAUUGAAACCCACUUAGAUCCUUGCCACAAUUUUGGCAACUGUUGUCUGAUUGAUAUGUGACUUUUUGUCCUUGUUUUAUACUUCUAAGUGUCUUGUGCUUCAUUGGUUUCCAUCAAGCAGGUCCGGCCUGUUAAGACUUGUUAUAAUGUUAGAAGUACCUCAAAUCUAGUAAUAGUUCUCACAAAGAUGUUGUUUCAUUUAUCACAAGGUGGGUGGAUGCCAAAUUUAAACCAAAGGUCUGGACUAUUGAUUUUGUUCUUGUACAUUGUUACAGUCAUAGGAAUGUGCUUUGAAUGUCCUUCCUGAGUGGUGUGAUAGAGUGAGGUCAGGUUAUGGGAGAAGAAUGUAUUGAUUACAUUUAGGUGCCAAACAUCCUCCACUUUCUACUUUUUUCUUAAUUUUAAUUUAGCAUAUAAAAACCCAGACCUGCCCUAUAGUCUAUACUACAGAGAAUUCACCAGAUUAUAUUAGAUUCAUGAGUUUAUAUGGCAAUAUUUUGAAAUCCAAUGACUAUGUAUGUUCUAUACUCAUUAAUUAUAAAGGAAUUAUGGAAUAUGUAUUCUAAGAAUAUUCACAAGAUGGCUCAUAUUACAUGUGUUCCGAGUUGACAGCAAACGCAGUUUUGAUGAAACACUAGGCUUGACAUUUACUUGGCAUUUAGAAGAGAGUGCAAAUGUACAAUGCCCUGAGCCAAACCACACAAAUGUUAGCAUCUUAGCAUCCUAGAAAGCAACAGGACAUUUUACUGUUCAAAAUUGGAUUUUGGACCUUUUAACCCAAAAACCCAGGGCAUACCAAAAGUACAAAUUCAGUUGUUUUGGUUUGUUUUUGCAUUGAGUUGAGAAUAUAGAAUAUUGCUCUUUUACACCCCAAUGAAAAUUCUCUCUAAAUAAUGUAUAUCUGAUUCAGAUUUUUGUACUUUUAAUGCAGUGUUCUUGUCUAUUUACAAUAUGUUUUACAACUUGUAGUACAAUAACCCGAAUAUAUAUGUAUAUUUAUGUACAGUUGAUGUCAGAAGUUUACAUACACCUUAGCCAAAUACAUUUAAACUCAGUUUUUCACAAUUACUGACAUUUAAUCAUAGAAAACAUUCCCUGGAUCACUAGGAUCACUACUUUAUUUUAAGAAUGUAAAAUGUCAUAAUAAUAGUAGAGAGAAUAAUUUCAGCUUUUAUUUCUUUCAUCACAUUCCCAGUGGGUCAGAAGUUUACAUGCCAUUUGUUAGUAUUUGGUAGUAUUGCAUAUAAUGUUUUAACUUGGGUCAAAUGUUUGGUUAGCCUUCGAAAAACUUCUCAAAAUAUUGAGUGGAAUUUUGGCCCAUUCCUCCAGACUGAACUGGUGUGACGGAGUCAGGCUUGUAGGCCCCCUUGCUCGCACAUGCUUUUUCGGAUUGGAUUCAGGUCAGGGCUUUGAUGGCCACUCCAAAACCUUGACUUUGUUGUCCUUAAGCCAUUUUCCACAACUUUGGAGGUAUGCUUGUGGUCAUUGUCCAUUUGGAAGACCCAUUUGCAACAGAGCUUUAACUUCCUGGGUGGAUGUUGAUGUUGCUUCAAUAUAUCUACACAAUUUUCCUUCCUCAUGAUGCCAUUUAUUUUGUGAUGUGCACCAAUCCAACCUGCAGCAAAGCACCCCCACAACAUGAUGCUGCCACCCCCAUUCUUCAUGGUUGGGAUGAUGUUCUUCGGCUUGCAAGCCUCACCCUUUUUCCUCAAAACAUAAUUUGUGGUCAUUAUGGGCAAAAAGAAAAAGAUUUUUUGUCUCAUCAGAAAAGAGGACAUUUCUACAAAAGUAAGAUCUUUUUCCCCAUGUGCACUUGCACACUGUAGUCUGUCUUUUUUAUGGCAGUUUUGGAGCAGUGGCUUCUUCCUUGUUGAGCAGCCUUUCAGGUUAUUUCGAUAUAGGACUCCUUUUACUGUGGAUAUAUAUACUUGUCUGCCCGUUUCCUCCAGCAUCUUUACAAGGUUCUUUGCUGUUGUUCUGGGAUUGAUUUGCACUUUUCACAACAAACUACAUUCAUCUCUAGGAGACAAAAUGUGUCUCCAUCCUGAGCGGUAUGAUGACUGUGUGGUCCUAUAGUGUUUAUUUUUAUGUACUAUUGUUUGUACAGAUAAGCAUUUGAAAAUUGGAGGUCCACAAUUUUCUUUCUGAGUUCUUAGCUGAUUUCUUUAGAUUUUCCCAUGAUGUCAAGCAAAGAGGCACUGAGUUUGAAGGUAGGCCUUAAAAUAAAUCCACAGGUACACCUCAAAUUGACUCCAAUUAGUCUAUCAGAAGCAAAUUGGCUAAUUGUCUAAAGGCUUGACAUCCUUUUCUUGAAUUUUACAAGCUGCUUAAAGGCACAGUUAACUAAGUGAAUGUAAACUUCUGACCUACUGAAAUUGUGAUAUAGUCAAUUAAAAGCAAAACAAUCUGUCUGUAAACAAUUGUUGGAAAAAUUACUUGGGUCAUACACAAAGUAGAUGCCCUAAACAACUUGAGAAAACUAUAGUUUGCUAAUAUUAAAUCUGUGGAUGAUUAAAAAUGAGUUUUAAUGACUUUAACCGAAGUGUAUGUAAACUUCUGACUUAAACUGUAUGUAUGUAUGUAUUUUGCACUUCUUUUAAGCAGUGAUUAAUAUCAGAUUUUCGGCCACCAGAAUAGAAUCACUGAGCUGUCUAACCCCAGGUUGCCUGCUUUGUUUUAGAUUAAGUUUAAUUUAUUUUUGACAUAGUUUGAAUGAUUGCUGGUCACAAACAGUAUGUUUAAAACUGCAGUCAUAAGCACUUUGUUAAUCAUGUUUAGGAGAAAGACAGUUCCAACCAAAAUAACAAGAAUUUCCAUUUUUCAUUGAAUUGUGAACAGGAACAUUACUGUAAUGACUACUUAUUUAAAAGGAAGUUGAAAAGGCUGUUUUGUCUGAUGAGAUGUUGUUUGUUCUAAAACAUGAUAUGAUGUGUUUCUUACAUCUCCAAGGUUGUCCUUGUAUUGAACCAAGUCCUUGACCACUAGCCGUUGCUGUGUGUUUUUAUGUGUGUAUGUCAAAAUACAAAUCUACUGUACAAUUUACUUUAAGUGCCAUAUAUGCUUCGGAUAUAUGGCAAAACAAAUUUGAAUGUAUUUUACUCACCCUCAUGUCGUUUCAAAACACAAAAUGUGAAUGCAGAUGCUGCUGUUUUAUUCCAUACAAAGAAAGUGAAUAGAGACUGGCUGUCAGUCCCUAACAUUCUGCCCAGCUGAGCAGCUUGCAAAUUCUGCUAAAUAUCUCCUUUUGUGUUCUUUGGGAAAAAAUAAAUAAAUCAAUAAAAUCAUACAUUAUGAGUUUGGAAAAUUGUAAAAGUUAGUAAAUAAUUUUUAUUUAUUUUUUUAUUUUUUUGCGUUAAAGGAAUAUUCUGGGUUCAAUACAAGUUAAGCUCAAUCUACAGCAUUUGUGGCAUAAUGUUGAUUACCAAAAAAAAAUAAAAAUUCAACUCAAUCCUACUUAAAAAAAAGAGGUUACAGUGAGCCACUUACAAUGAAAGUGAAUGUGGCCAAUUAUUUGAGGAUUUAAAUGCAAAAAUUUGAAAUUUAUAAUUUUAUAAAAGCACUUACAUUAAUUCUAUUUGUUGAUAUUAUUUUGUCAUGGCAAUUAAGUUGUACAAUUGGCUAUAUCUUUACACAGAAAAUAUUAGAUAAUUAGUUAGAUUUUUAUAAAUCUAAAACCAUGUUAACUCAAAAACUGUUUUUUUCUUGUGGUUAUACUUUUGAAACUCACUUUUUGAAAGUGAGUAUUUUAACAUUUACGGUUGGCCCCAUUUACUUCUAUUGUAAGUGCCUCACUGGAUCCCAGAAUUUGGCUUUUUUUAAAGAAAAGGGUCAAGUCAAAAUUAUUUUUGUGGUAAUCAGUAUUAUGGCACAAAUGCUGUCGAUUGAGCUUAACUUGUAUUGAACCUGGAACAUUCCUUUAAAGGUGCACUGAAUUAUUUGUUCCUCAUUAAAAAAGUUUUACUCCUAAAGAAAUUAAUAGUAAUUUUGAAACAUUGGUGUAAAAUAAUGUGCAACUUGAGAUGAAGACUCCAGUCAUAUCAGUAACCUUAAUAAAAAGCUGUUUUAUUCUAUUUGGAGAGGGUCCCCACAUGGGGGGCUGACCUGUUAGAAACACAUGACCAGCUAAAUUCUACUCAUUAAUCUCAGUAACCGCCUUGAUAUUAGACAAUUUUGCUCUUGAAUUAAAUUAAUCAUGGCUGACUGUGAAUUGUAAAUUUCUACAAUGACAUCUGAAACUAAAAACUAUUGAUUUUGUAUGAUGCUGCAUCCACGCCACUAAGUGUCACUCUAGGUACAAUAUUACACAAAUGCAAAGGUUACUGAGUGCACCUUUAAUCUUUACCUCUCUUUAGGAUAACAUUUGUAAAAUGUCACCUUGUCACCAUUAAGUCUUAAGCAGUUUCUAGCUGCUGUGAAUCUAUGAGAAAAAUGAUUAAAUUCAAUAGUUUGCUUCAGAAGGCCAAAGGACAGUGAUUCAUUUCCUAAACAAAUAAGCCAAAACAGCAACCUUAAAUGUACAUUUGAUAUAAUCUGGUCAUAUAUGGUGGUUUCCUUGAUGUUAAACCAUGCUGAAUUGUGCCAACAAUGAGCUGUUAUUUGUACUGUACUAGUGUCAAUAAUGAGUGCCUUUCAGCCUUUGUACAGGCAAUUUUUAGACAUUUUGCUGGGGAGGAACACAGCAUUCUCUGAGCUUUGUAAAUAAAUUUUGCGAACAUGUGUGUGGUGUACAUUGGCUUACAUUCCAGAAACCAAACACAUACCCAACAGGGACAGCAAUAUAAUGUAUUUGUUAUUGUUAACCUCUUGGGCUUUGUAAAACUAUUUAGCCUAAAUUCUUGAUUGGAUUUUAAUUUCAAAGAAUGAUCAGUAACAGGGUGUGUGGAUGUAGAAAUGUAUUGUCAGCUCAGACAUUUGGGUAAUUAGUUCAGUGGCCAAGGUAAAGAGACUGAAGGGUAAUUGAGUCUGUCUGUUGCUAAGGGGAAAAAGGCCAGUUUGUUCCCUGAGUUGUAGCUGUAUUACAAAUAGCAGUUGUACCCAGGCUUCUUUCAUCACACUGACUAAUUUCUAAUGUAAUAUAGCUGUACAUUUUGCUAAUAUAACAUGAUUUACCAGAAUUGGUACUUAAAUUAGACAGGAAAUAUUGAGUUCCAUGGUGUUAAUAUUUUACUUGGAAUAUGCCUCCAAGUAUACAUGCAGACUGGAGCCAUAUUCUCCCAUCUUAUUACUGAGUUCCCAAUCCCAAUGCCCAUCAAUAGUUUGAUGUUUUUGUUGUUGCUGUGAUUAUAUUUGUAUGUAUCUCUCACUGCUGUGAUUAUUUGUUGAACAAUGGAUAUCUAUUUAUAUGAUAUAAAUUAAUAAAGUGCUCGUGAAAUCCGGUGUGUGACACCCAUUUUUGACUCUUGCCUCCUCUCUAACACAAACAAACCUCUUAAAAUGUAUUUUGUUUGAGCGGAUGCUAAUAUCUUUC